This is a messenger RNA of Vigna angularis (adzuki bean), 743 nucleotides long. RefSeq lists its product as uncharacterized. Bases 204 to 416 code for a protein of 70 amino acids. Gene Ontology annotation, biological process: protein secretion; intracellular transport. The record is from RefSeq and is a predicted model, not a curated record. NCBI's taxonomy places the organism in Eukaryota, Viridiplantae, Streptophyta, Magnoliopsida, Fabales, Fabaceae. The transcript is spliced from 6 exons.
UAACCUCUAAAAAAAAUAAGGGAAGCCGUGAAGUAAAGAAAAGAACUAAAGACUAACAGAACCAAAAGGGUACUCUUCCGGCGAAGAAUCACGACUUUGUCACCGGAAACUCUAACGCUCACAUCUCUUCUUCCACCGGAACUCGCAACUUCGAUUCGGGGAGGGAAGACGGUGAAGAUUGGUAAAUUCUAAGAAUCGUUGAGAUGUCAGCACUUUUCAAUUUCCACUCAUUUCUAACUGUGAUACUUCUGGGGAUAUGUGCCUGCACUUAUUUCAAGAUGCAGUUUCCGGCAAUCCUAGAUCAGAAAACUGGAUUUCGUGGUUUCUUCUGGAAGGCGGCGAGAAUAGGUGAACGGUUAAGCCCGUGGGUAGCUGCGGGUUGCUUUAUGAUGGGUGUUUCAAUAAUCUUCUUCUAAGCUUUGGUUACUCAAUAGGGCGUCCAUUCUAUACCGCAGUUUUAUGCGCAAAUUGCAGAUCUACGAAAUGAGAGUUUGUACUUACGAUUUCAUCGGAGCCCUUGACACAAAUUUGUUCCACCAUAUUGUUAAUUAUUUUUUCUUUGUUGUUGAAAUUAAGUGGAGUUUUUGCCAUUAAUCCCCAGGGUAACGUCACUACAUGAAAUUCAAAUUGCUACUUAUGAUGGGGGAUCGUGCUAAUGUCCAUAGCUUUGUCCAAAUUUUAUGAGUAUGAUGCCUUCGAAUCUGAACUAAGUGCUAAUAUACUAACUAUAUAGAUUAAUCAUA